GUUACGCGAUACAGAACUCACGUUGCACAAAUGUGUCAAGCGCUCCGGAGUGGGUGACGAUGUACCGUCAGGGACAUAAUUAAAAAAAUACUUAUAAUACGGUCUCACGAUCGAACUGAUAGAACUAUAUGUUUUGGAUAUUAUAAACCGAGACACCUGGAGUCGAAAAGUGCUCAAGACCAGUUGUCACACUCAAAAUUCAGCACGGAUAAAACGAACACUAAGUUUUUUAUCACCACAUGGCACCCACAAUUGAACAAAUGAAGACCCAUACUGACCACUGUAACUGGGCAAACUGCUAUUGAUGUGUGACCAAAGUGCGGAGAUGCCUGGAGGUGACAGCAGCCCUGAUGGGGAGGAGCCUGCAUUACCGUCAACCACGGGGGAAGAUGGAGGGGAGGAGAGGGUGUCCUCAGCGCAGCAGGAUGGAGGGCUGCAGUCAGAGAACCUCGGGGGGGAGGAGAGCGGAGCUUCAGGUGGAGAAGUUGGGCAGGAAGAUGAGGAGAUGACGAGCGGAUCACAUGACCUCUCUUCCUCAGCCAAUCACAGCCCUGGUAGCGCUAUAGGUUCCACUUCAGCCUCAUCUAAGAGCAGUGAGAACACAGAUGGUGGCAGAGGGCAGGCCCACAGAGAGGUGAUGAUCACAGUGGCGGAGAUGAAGAAGAGGCUCCCAUCGGACAAACGCAGUCGCAGCAAAGCGAGCACUGUGGAGGCCUUACAUUAUGCACUCAAUUGUGUCAAACAAGUGCAAGCAAAUAGCGAAUACUACAAACUGCUGAUGCGAAAUGGCCAGGAUGAAAGGAAAGAUGCCAGCGUGUGCACCCUGGAAGAGUUGGAGAGAGUCACAUCUGAACACACGCUUAAAAACACGGACUCCUUUGUGGUGGUUUUCUCGCUGUCGAGUGGCCGCGUCCUGUAUGCUUCGGAGCAGGCUCCCAGCAUCCUGUGCUGCAAGAGGAAGUUCUUGGAGUCGGCCAAGUUUGUGGAGCUGCUCUUCCACCAAGAUGUUAAUGUCUUCUACUCUCACACGGCUCAACUGCAUUUGCCGCCUUGGAGCAGCUCACACACAGCAGGUGUUUUGUUUGACUGUGCCCAGGUCAAGUCUUUCUUCUGUAGAAUCAGAGGUGGGAAGGACCGUGAGGGUGAGAUGCGUUACAACCCAUUUCGGAUAACCCCUUACCUGCUGAAGGUGCAGGGAAAAGGAAGUGGGGAGGAGGAGGAGCCGUGCUGCCUGGCGCUGGCUGAGCGCAUCAUCUCUGGAUAUGAGGCACCUCGGAUCCCUUUAGACAAGCGAAUCUUCACCACCACACACUCCCCUGGCUGUGUGUUCCUGGAAGUGGAUGACAGGGCUGUGCCAUUGCUCGGAUACCUUCCUCAGGAUCUGAUUGGCUCUUCGUUGCUGACUCGCAUUCACCCAGAUGACCGCCCCCUCAUGCUGUCUAUGCACAGGAAAGUGUUGAAGUAUGCGGGCCAGUCUCCAUUUGAGCACUCUCCGGUGCGCCUGCGCUGUCAGAACGGAGACCACAUCACCUUGGACACCAGCUGGUCCAGCUUCAUCAACCCCUGGAGCCGCAAGGUGGCCUUCAUCAUUGGACGGCAUAAAGUCAGGACGGGUCCACUUAAUGAGGAUGUGUUCGCUCCUCAAACUGAGGAUGAUAUCCCUGUCACCUAUGAGGAAAUAAAAGAUCUGCAAGCAAAAAUCUACAAGCUUUUCCUGCAGCCGGUCCAUAACAAUGGUUCCAGUGGUUAUGGCAGUUUGGGAAGUAACGGCUCUCAUGAGCACUACAUCAGCGUAGCCUCUUCAAGUGACAGCAAUGGUAACCUGUGGGAGGACUCACAGCGGGAGCCGAUGACUCUGCAACAGAUCUGUGCUGAUGUGAACAGAGUCAAGAGCUGGGGCCAGCAGGCUUAUCUGGCCUCCAGCCAUAAACUUGCUCUUCUUGGCAAACCUGCCACAGCGUGUCUGCCCCCCUCAGCUCCCAACCCUGAGGUCAGAGAUCAUGAAGAAAGCAGUAAGCAAACACACAUUCCUUCUUAUCAGCAGAUCAACUGUGUGGACAACAUCAUCAGAUAUUUGGAGAGCUGCACAGGUCCAGCCCUCAAGCGUAAGAGCGAAUCUCAUUCUCUGGCCACCUCUUCUGCCUCAUCCUCUACCUCAGAAGACGACAAGCCUGUCGGAGCUGCUGACACAGCUCAGGCUAGCUCAGAUGUGGUGCUGGACAGUGGGGUGUCGGUGGCCCCUACAGCAGCAGCAGUUGUAGGAGCGCCUCUGACAGACAUCACUAUGUCCACCAAGGCCAUGAGUGUGGUCUCUGUUACCAGCCAGUGUUCGUACAGCAGCACCAUUGUCCAUGUGCCGCAGCCUGAAUCAGAAGCCACAGCACUGGAGGAUACCCCAAUGGGCAGCGAGCCUGCAGAUGCUGCUCCAACUCCUGUCCGUCCUGCCCCAAGCCCCCCGACAGAAGAACGAAGGUUUAUAGGUCUUACGAAGGAGGUGCUGUCAGCUCACACCCAGAAAGAGGAGCAAGAGUAUGUGGAUCGAUUCCGCCAUCGCAUCCUCCAGAGCCCCUACAGCUCCUAUCUGCAACUGGACAACAGCUCCAUGGCUCACUCCCACCACCCAGGCGACUACCCACAUCCAUUGAGUGCUGGUGGGUGGAACCGUUUUCGGAGAGGGAAACCCAGACACAAGCGCCCCAAACCCCAUGGUUCCUCAGACAGCUAUGCUUCCCCACCUGGCCCCAAAUCCUCCUGGCCCUCCUCAGAGUCCUCCCAGCCUCAGGUGGGAGAGCCCUACAGCCAAACAUCCCCACUCCAGGCACCAUUCUUUCCCAUGAUGACAACCCAGCCUGGCCCUGAACAGCCGCCCAGACCACAACAGCAGCCUGGAGCGACCAUGGUGCCACAGCCUCCUGACCAAACCCAGUUCAACUACAACUUCAACAUCCUGCAAUCUCCUCCGUGCCUGCCAGGCAUGCAACCGAUCCAGAUGGAGCCCAUACAAAAUCUGCAGAAUAUACCGAACUUUCACAGUGUGCAGCCUAUUGCUCCAGCCCAAAGCAUCAACCCAUAUGUGACUCCAGUCAUGGCUGUCAUCCUGCCCAACUACCCAACUUUCACUCCAGGUUACCCGUCCAUUUACCCACCGCCCACUUCUUCCAUGCUGCACCAGGCACCCGUCAACAUGGCAGGUUUUGCCCCUGCCAGUGUCCCUUUCCCUCAGCUCCUUUUCCAAGCCCAGCCUGUUCCCCACACUCAGACCCCACUGGGCCCUCUGCUUUGCUCACCCCGUGCCAGCUCCUCUGUUGGGGAAGAAGAGGAGGCAGCUGGGCCACGGGCUUUAUUCUCCAGCUCUCGCUCAAGUUCUCCACUGCAGCUAAACUUGCUGCAGGAGGAGUUGCCAAAACCAAAUGAAGGGCAGAGCAGCACCGGGCACAACCAUGCCGAGAGCCUUCACGAACAACAUACCAACGAAGGUGAUAACCCCAGUGAUUCUGGGAACCAUGAUGCCCAGUCUACAUCCAGUGAGUUGCUCGACCUGCUGCUGCAGGAGGAUGCCAGGUCAGGGACUGGCUCCAAUGCUUCAGGGUCUGGGUCAGGGGAGUCUGGUGGUUCUUUGGGAUCUGGAUCUGGCUCCAAUGGAACUUCAACCUCACACACUGGCAGCAGCAACAGCAGCAAAUACUUUGCCAGCAAUGAUUCAUCAGACACAUCACGCAAAGCCCGUAAGAGCCAGGAGGCUUCGGCAGAGCACCAGCACAGCUUUGAGACACGGGUGGAGAGCUCACUGUGGAACAUGAUCCAGCACACACCUGAGCGUGUCAUGAUGACAUACCAGAUCCACUCCAGGGACCAGAAUGAGGUGUUGGCAGAAGACAGGGAAAAGCUUCGUGUGCUUCAGCCCCUGCAGCCCUGGUUCAGCCAGGAACAGAGAGAAGAGCUGGCUGAGGUCCAUCCCUGGAUCCAACAGCACACAAUCCCACAGGAGAUCAACACACAGGGUUGUGUGAGCUGCAAUGCAGGUGUGGGAGUCACCCAAUCCCCUCUCCCUACUGCCCCUGACAGCUCAUCCCCUCUGGAGAGUCCUGAGCAGGACUCCAUCGGACCUGUGGAGGAUACUUGAGAGACUCUGAAGCCACAAGUACCAGCCACCCAGCUCACAGUGAACCAGCCCUGCCUGAAACCUUGACAAGUUCUACCAUUCAUUUCUUCUGACCAAUCCGGAGGAAUGGGUCCCUGUUUUGUAAAGGUGCUUAGUGGCUGGACCAGGCCCCGAGGAACACAGGAGGCAAGAGCGACGGGCAUUUUAUAGUCAGUCACUUUCUCUUAGUGAGCCUAAUGUGACUGCCUUUAUUCGACCAUAAAUAUUAUACCUCUCUACUUUUUGUGUUUAUAGACCCUUUGGGGGUUUAGUGUAUAUGUAAGAUUAACCAGAUCCUUUGGCACCAUGAACCUCUUGACACUUGAGAUAGGAAGAGUACGUCAUGGUUGCUGCCCCUGAACAUGAGCACUGUGUACACACACCUGGAUCUGAUGCAUGCGACUGGAUGACAUUACAGUGACUGCGCUGUUCCAGUUCCAGAGCACAUACCAGACUCUUCUGCAGAGACAUGGAGCACAGGUUGUACAGUGUAUAUACCAUGUCAGCUCCUUCAACUGGAUGUACCGUGGUUGACACAUGGUAGAUUGUUUUCAUGGAUACUGAGACAAAGACACAUUUGCUGCUCUCUGUUUAUAAUGUUCACAUUCUGAUCUUGUCAGUUAAUUGUUGUUAAAGUGUAUCUUGUUAUUCCGUAGGCUGGUUUCAACUUGACCAGAACAUCAUCGUUUUCAUGUUUUUCCUCACUGACAAACAACAGUGAACAUAUUGAUUGUUUUAAAUUGAAUUUAGUGCUACAACGCAAGUCCACCCUGAUGUCCAAAGCGUCCUGUAACACCACCCAGUCUCCUUCCUGUUUAUCACCCUACAGUACCUGUAGCUUACCUCUAACUGUAAACGGACACAUGAUCCGAUGUUUACCUAAUGAAUGAAUUUCUUAUUGGACUCGGUGUAGCUGUGUGUGUGUGCGUGUGCGUGUGCGUGCUUACAUGUACGCACUGACCGAUUGAGAGCUGCUACCUUCGAUACAGUUGUCCAACAGUGCAGACCAGACCAGGGUUUUCUACCAUUUUUAGAUGCAAAGUAUAUUACAGUACCAUGUAUUUUAUAGAAAAAAAUACACAAAACAGACUUCACAAAAUGUGUAAAAAGCCAUUUGUCUUGAAUUCAGGGACUGUUUGUUUGUGACACAAAAGAAUGAAUAAAUGAACUAUGACCUAAC
Messenger RNA from Scatophagus argus, 5321 nucleotides. It is a transcript of the gene per3, whose product is annotated as period circadian clock 3. Lineage: Eukaryota; Metazoa; Chordata; Actinopteri; Scatophagidae. The transcript is spliced from 22 exons. Gene Ontology annotation, molecular function: transcription corepressor binding; transcription cis-regulatory region binding. Gene Ontology annotation, biological process: circadian regulation of gene expression; negative regulation of transcription by RNA polymerase II; entrainment of circadian clock by photoperiod. Gene Ontology annotation, cellular component: cytoplasm; nucleus. The coding region runs from base 305 to 4123 and encodes 1272 amino acids. The record is from RefSeq and is a predicted model, not a curated record.